This is a messenger RNA of Periconia digitata, 2082 nucleotides long. Lineage: Eukaryota; Fungi; Ascomycota; Dothideomycetes; Pleosporales; Periconiaceae. The record is from the annotation of a GenBank genome assembly.
ACGCUGUGUCCGACGCUGUGUCCGUCUGCUUGCCUGUCUGUCUGCAUCUUCUUCCUCCACGUCCACCACCAGCCGAGGACCAACGGCACCAUGGCCCUGAUCUCUUCCCUCCUGGCCCUCCGCCGCGACGCCCGCGUCCAGAAACUGCCCCCCUAUCUCUCCGCCCUGCUCGUCAUUGUUGGCGUCGCCUGGUUGUUUGCCCUCCCCCUCGACAGCUACUCCCGCAGGACCUAUGUCUCGGAGAAUGCCCUGCUGCCUGCCCAGGUUCACACCUACUUUGGUGGGAGCGAGCACAACAUCUUCCGCGCCUACAGGCACGAGGUCGCCGCGCUAGCUGAUUCGUCCGUCGCCGACCGCUCCAAGAAGCUCGCCGACAUUUUCCGCGAGAGCAACCUCAAAGUGGCAUCCCAAAAGUAUACUUAUUCCGCCGCCAACCGCACCAUCGACAACGAGAAUGUCUACGCCAUCUUGCAGGGGCCCCGCGCCGAUGCCACCGAGGCCAUUGUCCUCAUGGCUGCAUGGAAGAACAUGGACAACGACAUCAACUAUUCCGGAGUAGCCCUCGCCCUCUCCAUGGCCCGCUAUUUCAAGAAGUGGAGCUUGUGGAGCAAGGACAUUAUCAUCCUCAUCCCCGGCGACAGCACUAGCGGUUCCCAGGCCUGGGUCGACGCCUACCACGAUGCCCACGAUCCGGAAACCAUUCAGAGCCUCCCCAUCAAGAGCGGCGCCCUCCAGGGUGCUGUUGCUGUCGAUUAUCCCGCUGGUCCUUGGGGUCACCGCUACGAUAAGCUGCACAUCGUCUACGAUGGCACCAACGGCCAGCUCCCCAAUCUCGACCUCUUCAACACCGCCGUCAACAUUGCCGGCGGCCAGAUGGGCAUCGCGAGCACCCUCCAGCGCAUGUGGUCACACUCGGAUUCGUACCGCGACCGUCUCCAGACCAUCUUCCGAAGCAUGGUCUCGCAGGGUCUAGGUCACGCGACCGGCCCCCACAGUGCAUUCAUCCCCUACCACGUCGACGCCAUCACCCUGAAGACUGUCGGCGAUGGAUAUCACGAUGAAAUGGGCCUUGGCCGUACCGUCGAAAGUAUCUUCAGGAGCUUGAACAACCUGCUCGAGCACCUCCACCAGAGCUUCUUCUUCUACCUCCUCCUCGAGGCGAAGCGAUUCGUCAGUAUCGGCACGUACCUUCCCAGCGCCAUGCUGAUCGCAGCGAGCUUCAGCAUCAUGGCGAUUGCAAAGUGGGUGGAGAGCGGACGACCCUCGUCCGUGCCUAACCCAGCAUCCACCAAACCUCCACCAAAAGCCUCAGACUCGAAAGCGAAAGACAAGCCCACCGAGGGCACCAAGAAAACCGAUGCAAAAGAACCAGCACCCUCGAAACAAGCCUCCUCGGAUUCCAAACAACCCAAGACGGAAAAAGAAGAAAAAGAAAAAGAAGACUCCUCAACCACCACCACCCUCCAAUCGGGCUCCUCAAAAUCAAUAAUCCCAAAGGCAUUCACCUCCAUAGUCUCCCGCCCCUUCUUCUUCCCCCUCGCCCUUGUUUUAGCCGUACACCUCUCUGGUCUCGUGCCUCUAAUCGCCUUCAACCACUUCCCUGACACGGAACUCCUCGCACUAUUCCGCACCGCCUCCAAUCUCAUCAUCAUGGUACCAAUCUUCUGCGCCUUUGCCAUCCGCUGGUCCACAAACAUGGACGUUGCGCGCCCCACUCCCCAGGAGAACAACCUCAUCCAAUGCUUCAGCCUCCUCUUCCUCGGCAUGCUGCUAUCCACGCUCGCGACCAUCAACUUCAGUCUCGCGUUCUUCGUGGGGCUGGCGUGUGCGCCGUUGAGCUUUGUCAGGGAAAGCUCAGACUACAUCACAACCGGCAUUCUGUAUGGUGGGCUCGCCGUCAUCAACCCGCUGGCCGUUGCGCAUCUCGCCAUGAAGGUUGGUGGCGUCGAGAUCUUGGAUGUGCUGGUUAAAGCGAGCGAAGGGUGGCAUGUGUGGGGGAUGUGGACCCAGGUCGUUGUGUGGCUUGUUUGGUGGCCUGCGUGGAAUGUGGCGGCUUUUGUGGUGGCGUUGGGCUUCUUCUAG